Theobroma cacao (cacao) is the source of this 715-nucleotide messenger RNA. RefSeq names its product spindle pole body-associated protein. The record is from RefSeq and is a predicted model, not a curated record. Gene Ontology annotation, cellular component: chloroplast. NCBI's taxonomy places the organism in Eukaryota, Viridiplantae, Streptophyta, Magnoliopsida, Malvales, Malvaceae.
UAAUUUCUCCCAGACAAAAGAUUUCCGUUGUCUCCGAACAAACAUGGGAGCUCUAUCAUAUCUAUUCCCUCUCUCACUCUCUGCUGCACCCAAACCACCACCCCAUCACUUUGUUUCCAAAACCCAUUUUUAUAACCCUAUUUCCUUUCCUACUUUCUCUUCAAAGCUUCGAUUCAAAACGGUGGCUUUUGGAGGGAAUCCAGCCGACUCCAAACAGAACGAGCAUCUAUUCUUGGACGAAAACGGUGUCGUUGAGGACAUGGAUGGUUAUCUCAACUACCUAUCUCUCGAGUACGAUUCCGUGUGGGACACAAAGCCUUCCUGGUGUCAACCAUGGACAAUUACACUUACUGGAAUGUUGGUGGUUGCCUCUAGCUGGCUAAUUUUGCACUCUGUUCUGGUCACAGCUCUUGCAACUGUGGGGAUAUGCACAUGGUGGUACAUCUUUCUGUAUUCUUAUCCUAAGGCUUACGUGGACAUGAUAGCAGAGCGACGAGAGAGGGUGACGAAUGGUACAGAAGACACAUUUGGUAUGAGGAAGAAUCAAUGAUUUUCAGAUUCUCUGGUUUUACAUAAUUUGUGCAGUUAUGACUUACAAAACGAAGAUGUUUCACAUCAGUAAAUACUGAGUACAUUUCACUCUUUAUUCUUUUUCUUAAGCAAGUAAGCAAACUAAGGUAAAGCUUUCUUUUUCCCCCUAUGGGUAUUCGUACCA